ACAUAUGAUUGAGUGACGAAAUAGAAACAAUUUUUAAGACUUUAACUAAGAUAAUAGAUAUUAUUGUUAGGCAACUAACAUUGUUAUGAGCACUAUGAACGACAGCUAUGUAUCAACGUGCUGUACAGCGCUUUAGUGCAAGGGAAACAAUACUUACUGCCUACGCUAAUACAGCCUCUGAUUCGCGGUAAUACCAACAGGUUUUUUGCUAUAAUACGCCGGCGUCUAUUUGUGUAUCGCUUUAUAAAAGCAAGCGGCUGCAGAACAAAAACAUAGUGAGUGAGAAGCUUCACAAUGAUGGAGCUCACCUGUGCCUUCGUACUGUUAUCGGCGAGCUUAGUGUGUGCCACCCCCUACGGAUAUGGGGUCAAGGGUGGAGCAUCCGCGAGAGCGGAUUCUAGUGCUGUCGCUGGAGCCUUUGGAAUACCGGUUCCAGUGCCAUUAGGAGCUAGCUAUUCAGGAAGUUUUUCUAAAUCGGCUUCAUCCAGUUCAUCUUCCUCGAGUUCUAGUUCAAGUUCAAGCUCCAGCUCAUUUACCUAUAGUGGCUCCGGAGCUGGUGGUUUUGGAUUAAAUGGCGGAGUGCACGGGGGUGGAGAUUGCUCGUCUGGUAACUGUCAGACUGCCGGCAAUAAUGACGUACAAGCUCAACACGGGUCUGCUGCUCAUGGAUACAAUGCUGCUAAUGCAGCAGCAGCAGCUGGAGCGGGAGCUAUAUCAGGUUUAGGAUGCCAAGGACUAAACUGUCAUGAGAAUACUGAAAAAUGUGCGUCAGGACAAUGUAAACCACAAUCAGAAUCUGGAACUGGAAUAGAUGCUAACAAAUGCUCAUCAGGCCAGUGUGGUUCUAGUGCAGGACAUUCGUCUCCUUCGGGAUACGACUCCAAUGACAUUCAUGUUGCCAAUGGUGCUUCGAGUUCUGCUCACAACAACAAAGAUCAUUCUUCUAGUAUUGACAAAACGUCAACAACUUUGAACAACGCUGGUUCAGAUUGUUCUCAGGGAAAGUGUGGCGCAUCAGGGCCUUCAAGUCCAGCUUCUAAUUACUAUAAUCAUGGUUCAGAAAAUUCGAAUCAAGGAUUGAGUGCAUCUAACAAACAAGACACAACUAGUGCUGGUUUUGGCACUAAUACACAUUAUCCGAAACCUUCUACAUCUUUAGAAACACCUAAAUUAGGUGAAAAGUGUACCUCAGGAAAUUGCAAUGCUGAACCAGGAAAGCCAAGUUACGAAAGUUCGCCAUCCAGUUACAAUGUGCCAAUUCAUGGGUCAUACAAUCAACCUGACAUAAAGCCCUGUAAUGGUGGUAAUUGUCAUAACCAACCAAAGAAUACACAAGCUACCUCAUACGGAAAUUCACUAUCUUCGAACGCGAAUCAACAGCAUGGACAUCAUACCGACGAUUAUAUGACAUCAGGCUCGUCGUCUUUAAACAGUCCCAGCUCAACUAAUUGUGGAGGAUCAAGUUGUUUUGGGAAACCAAACAGUCAGGUAGCAACCAGCCCUUCAUUUUCUUCAAGCCCCACUAGCUCUAACUAUGGGCAAUCACCAUCGACCGCUCCUGCUGUAAGUGGGACACCCUGCAAGACGCCAAAUUGUAAUCCUCAUUCCUCAACUCCAUCAGGGUCUAAUGUAGCACCUGGACAUAUUGGGCAUGAUAAACCGUCUGAAACAUCAAAUGAUAAACUUCCAGCAUAUACAGGAGGUUUUGGUGGUCCAGCCGGUAUAUUAAAUCCUAAUGAAUUUAAUGCUCCUUCACCAGUUAUCAACCCAAGCCAUGGUCAUGCUAGUACAGGCCAUGAUGGAAAACCAUCAUAUAACCAGCCAGCUGCAAGUAUUCCGGCUGGCUGUAAUUCACCUAGUUGCUCUGGGUCUCCUUCCGCUUCUGGAUCUAAUGUGCCGACAGGUACUUAUACUCACCAACCUACCGAAAAAUUACCAGCAUAUACAGGUGGGUUCGGUGGUCCCGCUGGAAUGCUGAAACCUACUAAUACCAAUUCAAAUCAUGCUCACCCUGGGAGUUCGUCGUAUAAUACACCACAACCUAGUAACAUUGGGGUAGGUUGUAAAACAGGAGCUUGUGGUGGAUAUUCACCUACUGUAAGUGCUGUAAGUGCACCUACUGCAAGUGCUGCAUCUGGAGCAACAGCACCGUCUGGAUAUUAUGGCACAACGAAACCGGUCACUGGUGUGAGUGCACCUAGCGAAAAACUACCUUCUUAUACUGGCGGGUUUGGUGGCCCUGAAGGAGUAUUUACCCCUAAUAAACACGAUUCUCAUAUAACUGGACCUAGCAGCCCUGGUUAUACCGCUACAGGUUCUUACAAUAUUCCGACUUCCGGUGGCAUUAGUGGAGGUUGCACAACACCAAACUGUUAUCCUUCUGGAGCAAGUACUGCUGCAGCUAAUGCUCAAACUGAAGUAUUUGGAGUCACAAAACCAAGUUUUGGUUCGCAUCCCUCAAGUGGAACAUCUCCUUCUAUUCAUACAAGCGGUUACGAUAAACCUUCUGGAGCACACGGAUCUGAUGGAAUUAGCUCUCCUGCAUCCACAGCAAGCUAUAUACAGUCACCAUCUUCCUCUGGUCACUCGUCUGAUUGUCAAACAGGAAAUUGUGCCAUUUAUCCCAACAGCGGUCCAUCGGCUGGUUCCAAUGUGCACUCUGGAUCAUUCGGUUUAACCAAGCCUAAUACAGGUGUAAACCCCACUGGUCCACCACAACCUCAAUAUACGGGUGGAUUUAGUGGACCUUUUGGUUCAACUAAACCUAAUGAACACGUUACCCCUUCAACUGGCAGCGGAUCAAUCAACUGUAAAACGCCUAACUGCGUAAAUUCACCCACAGCUGGUGGUAGUGUGAUAUCUGCAGGUCAUUAUCAGUCUGGAGCCAACGCUCAAUCUGGAGCUAAUGCUCAAUCUGGAGCUAAUGCUCAAUUCGGAGUCGCUGGUGUUAAACCUAUUCAUGACAGUGAUGGAAAGCCAACCUACACAGGCGGUUUUGGAGGAGCAUCUGGCUUAUUGAAACCUAAUGAAUUUAAGAUGCCAGCUGUUAAUCCUAUAAUCAAUAAUAAACCAAUAGUAAGUGCCUCCCCUACUGCUUGCUCUUCUGGAAAUUGUAACCCUCACGCUACCGACUCUUCUGCUGCACAUUCUCACAGCGGUGCUACAAACGGAGCUCAUGCUACAGCAGCAGCUGCUGCUGAUGCUCACGCCGUUGUAUAUACUGGAGGGUUUGGAGGCCCACCUGGUGUUCUACAACCAUAUGAUGAUGGCAAAAUUGGACCAUUACCCACCACUGGAGGACACUUAUCUCUAACAACCGGCUCACAUGGAGAUUCUCACAAUGCUAACGUUAACUCACAGCACGGUACAAGUUCCGGAGGUUACAAUGCCCCAACGAGUGGAGCCCCUGUAGCUCCAGGAGCUCACGGCAAUACAGGUGCCCAUGGUGGUAGCGCUGCCGGUUACAAUGCCCCAACGAGCGCUACAGGGACUCUAGGAGCUCACGGCAAUACAGGUGCCCAUAGUGGUAGCGCUGCCGGCUACAAUGCCCCAACGAGUGCUACAGGGACUCAAGGAGCUCACGGCAACACAGGUGCCCUUGGUGGUAGCGCUGCCGGCUACAAUGCCCCAACGAGUGCUACAGGAGCUCCAGGAGCUCACGGCAACACAGGUGCACAUGGUGGUAGCGUUGCCGGCUCUACGGCAUUUGCGGGAGCUGCAGCAGGUGCUUCAGCUGGUGCCUAUGGACACAAUACACAUGGAUCAUAUAGUCAUGGAGGAAAUGUUAAGGGCGGCAGUCCGUGCGGCGGCGGCUGCGGUGGAUCAGGUGCAGGAUCACCUCAUGGUGGUGCCUCUUUUGACUUCAAUCUUGGACAACAUGGCUUUCCUAAAAUCGGUUUCGCCGAUGCAUUGAGUGGAGCUGGAAGUUUGUCAGCUGCGACAGCCAAAAGCCUGGCUGGCGCUUUUGGAGUGGGAGGCAGCUUCGCUGGCAGCUCCGCAAGCGCACAUUCUUCUUCUGGUGCAUACACUAAAGGAGGUUAUGGAAAGCGAUAAAUGGCGAAUUACCUACUACUUAGUAUUUUUAUGAAAACGAAGACUUAUUUAAUGUAACUUUUAUUAUAUUUUAAGUACUUACUAUAGUCGAUAAAUGUUGUGAUAACAAUGUGAUAAAUAACUUUGUCUCAAAUAAUUUGACAUGAUUAUAUACUUUAUUAUUCAGAAGUGCCUUAUUUUUGUAUGAAAACAUAAAACGAUCUAAAUAAAUGCGGAAAUAAUGUACGUAUAUGUAGCGUAGUGAGACAAAAAUGAGAAUCAUUAAAGCAUUAUGUUAAAAGCAAAUAAAAAAAAUAUAACUUA
This is a messenger RNA of Spodoptera frugiperda (fall armyworm), 4356 nucleotides long. RefSeq names its product hornerin-like (gene Cb10). The transcript is spliced from 3 exons. Lineage: Eukaryota; Metazoa; Arthropoda; Insecta; Lepidoptera; Noctuidae. The record is from RefSeq and is a predicted model, not a curated record. The coding region runs from base 295 to 4053 and encodes 1252 amino acids.